Sceloporus undulatus (fence lizard) is the source of this 470-nucleotide messenger RNA. Its product is annotated as feather keratin-like. Gene Ontology annotation, cellular component: intermediate filament. Gene Ontology annotation, molecular function: structural constituent of cytoskeleton. The transcript is spliced from 2 exons. The annotation marks the transcript as partial. Lineage: Eukaryota; Metazoa; Chordata; Lepidosauria; Squamata; Phrynosomatidae. The record is from RefSeq and is a predicted model, not a curated record.
AUGGUGGAUUGUGGUCCAGCCUGCGCCGUCCCCUCCUUUGCUUCUGAACCCACCGUUGGAUUUGGAUCAGCACUGGGAGGCUAUGGAAAUCUAGGCUAUAGAAAUCUAGGUGGCUUCGGUUCUGGCGGUUUCGGCUACGGAGCUGGUGCCCUGGCNUUCGGUUCUGGCGGUUUCGGCUACGGAGCUGGUGCCCUGGCAGAAUCGGCCGGCAACCUUGGCAUCCUGAAUGGAGUCAGGCCUUCCUGCAUCAACCAGGUCCCUCCAUCAGAGCUUCUGAUCCAGCCCCCUGCUGUUGUUCUCACCCUCCCAGGGCCCAUCCUCUCCGCUACCUGUGAGCCUGUUGCUGUGGGAGGCAAUGCUCCAUGCGCUGUUGGCGGCAUUGGCCUGGCAGGAGGCUUGGGCCAUCUUGGCCUUGGCUAUGGCAUUGGCAACCUGGGCUUGGGGGGCCUGAGGGGAGAUCUUGGAUCAAG